Messenger RNA from Callorhinchus milii (elephant shark), 2506 nucleotides. Its product is annotated as blue-sensitive opsin-like. Lineage: Eukaryota; Metazoa; Chordata; Chondrichthyes; Chimaeriformes; Callorhinchidae. Gene Ontology annotation, molecular function: G protein-coupled receptor activity. The record is from RefSeq and is marked validated. Gene Ontology annotation, cellular component: photoreceptor outer segment; membrane. Gene Ontology annotation, biological process: visual perception; phototransduction; G protein-coupled receptor signaling pathway.
AUGAACGGCACAGAAGGGAGUAAUUUUUACAUCCCUAUGUCCAACAGGACUGGUGUAGUUCGCAAUCCUUUUGAAUACCCGCAGUAUUACUUGGCUGACCGAUGGCUGUUCUCCUCGAUUUCGGCUUACAUGUUCCUUCUCAUAUGUGCUGGGCUACCAAUCAAUGGCUUGACACUGCUGGUGACAGUCAAACACAAGAAGCUCAGGCAGCCUCUAAAUUACAUUCUAGUCAACCUGGCUGUUGCCAACCUGGUCAUGAUCAUGUUCGGAUUCGUGUUAAGCUUCUACACGACCAUGAACGGUUAUUUCAUCUUCGGGCCAAUCGGCUGUAUUUUUGAAGGUUUCUUCGCAACGCUGGGAGGCCAGGUAGCCCUCUGGUCUCUGGUGGUUUUGGCCAUAGAAAGGUACAUAGUGAUAUGCAAGCCAAUGGGCAACUUCAGGUUUGGGACGUCUCAUGCUCUAAUGGGAAUGGGCUUCACGUGGUUCAUGGCUCUAACGGCUGCAGUGCCCCCACUCGUUGGCUGGUCCAGGUUCAUCCCAGAAGGAUUCCAGUGUUCAUGUACUCCAGAUUUCUACACCACGAAUCCACUGUACAACAAUGACUCUUACCUUAUGUACUUGUUUAGCGUGCAUUUUGCAUUUCCAGUUACACUCAUAUUCUUCUCAUAUGGACGUUUAAUCUGUAAAGUUAAGGAGGCCGCAGCGCAGCAGCAAGAGUCUGCAACCACCCAGAAGGCAGAGAAAGAAGUCACCCGCAUGGUCAUUCUAAUGGUCAUUGGAUUUUUGACCGCUUGGCUACCCUAUGCCAGUUUGUCAAUCUGGAUCUUCACUCAUCAAGGGGCAUGGAUUUCACCUCUACUCAUGACUAUCCCCUCAUUCUUCUCUAAAAGUUCUGUGUUGUACAAUCCAAUCAUCUACAUACUAAUGAACAAGCAGUUCCGUAGCAGUAUGAUCACCACAGUGUGCUGCGGCAAGAAUCCGUUUGGAGAUGAUGAUUCUUCAUCAGUAACAUCUCAAAGCAAGACAGAGGUUUCUUCCGUAUCAACGAGUCAAGUCUCCCCGGCAUAGGAACAACCGAUAGUAGCAGAAAGACCGAUUGAGAUGUGUACAGUUCUUUAUAGGGGAUCUUAAUGUGGACAAUUGUUUGUAGGGGAACUCAGGUAGCUACUAAAAUCCUUUUGUGUACAAAAAGUAUUUUAAUAAUUAUCUGAAUUCCCCUAUAAACACUCUGAACACGAAUACGAACUUGCAUACUGUGGAAUGAACACGAACACAAACUUACUUAUAUUCUUAGAAUCUACAGUAACAAGCAUCCCUCCAAAACGGGUUAUUAUUGACCUUUGAUCAAUUUAUUUGCUUAUUUCUCACUCGCCCUUUUUGAUUGGAAAUCCAUCCUUCAUCAAUAACGAACGAUGGGUGGAUUAUGAGGUGUUAAAUCUCACAACAUUUCAUUUGAAAAAUCAUAUAUCCUGGAGACAAAAAUAAUUUCUGGCCAAUUUGAUUAACUUUAACCAUUGUUAUACAGUUUCUACAAUGUAGGGAGAAACCCCACUUCUUUUAAGAAUACAAAAACUAUCGGAGUACAGAUAUACAAUGUAUAAACAAUGUGCUGUAUUUGUGAUACAGAAAUCCAAAUAAUACUGAUAUUGAUCAACAGAAACCAGGGAUUAUAUUGUACAUAGUUCCUCUUUCCACAGUAUGCAAGUUAACACAUUUCCGAUCCAUUCAACAAAGUCCUCUCUCUCCUGCCUGCGUUCUGCAAACAUUUGUGCUAAAAAUUAACAAUGUAAAACUGCCUGUGCAUGUGCAUGUCGCCCUCACUGUAUAUUUUUUAUAUAUAAACGGUAUUUAUGCUAUGAAGAUAAUUUGUAAAGUUGACAUUAGUAUUUAGAAAUAAAAACUUGCAUCACAAGUUUAAUGCGCGAUUCUUAUCAUUUGCAUACGGUGUGUGCAUAGUUCUGAAGUUUUGAUUUUGCUCAAGUUCAUAAAAGAUCAAACUAAAAUGUUUCAAUACUACUUUGGAAUAUAAAUGUGCACCUUAUUAUUUACUUUGAUGCACUCUUAUCCAAACCCCUGACUGUUCAGCACCUAGGGACGUCCUCCCGACGUGAAAGGCGCUAAACAAAUUUAAUUUUGUAUUUUUGUUGUAUUUUCUUACCCUUUUGGACUAUUGCAAAGGUUCAUUUUUUUGUUUGCUUUAGUCUUGGCACAUGUGGAAACAGAGACCAUGCUUUAGAGCAUCCAAACCAGACAGUUUCACAUUUGCAUGCCACCUAAACAUGGAAAUUUCCAUGUCUGAAAUCGAAUGCGCACCUUCUUCCUGGAGGGAUGCAUCCUUACUGUUCCAGAGUAUUAGAGACCCCAAAGUGUGCGUUGGGGGUGCUGCUGAAGUUUAAUCAGCUAAAAGCACAUAGCUUGUCCCUCCACAUCUUGCUAACCCUGUAUCAACCAGUCCACUCCUUCCGCUCAGCAGGUUGGCAUUGCUCCACACCCCCCGCCCGGCUCA